AUGGGGUUACUCACCGUGGACCAGAACAAGUCUUGGAUGGUGGCUUCCAAGCUACAGAAGCGUUCGCUGCUAAUUGCAGUCAAUUGUCUGGCCGGCAUGUCAAUCUUCUUCUUCGGUUACGACCAAGGACUCAUGGGUGGCGUGAACCAAAGCACAGAUUAUAUCUACCGCAUGGGUCUUGGCCAUCUCGACGAAGAUGGCAGCCCUGUCAUCACCGAAACGCUCCUCCAGGGAGGCAUCAUGGCUAUCUUCUACCUCGGCACACUAGUAGGAUGCCUUGCGGGCGGCGCUUUUGGAGACAAAUACGGACGUAUCGGCACUAUAGGUCUCGGAGCCGCCUGGGCGAUCUUUGGCGCUUCUUUACAAUCUGCUGCCAUGAACAGGUCCUGGAUGCUUGGGUCUCGGUUCGUCAAUGGCAUUGGAACUGGUAUCUUGAACGGAAUCGUUCCAGCUUGGGCAUCAGAACUUGCAGAUCAUACAAGCAGAGGAACCUUUAUCGCAAUGGAGUUCACGCUUAACAUUUUCGGUGUUGUGGUAGCCUAUUGGAUAGCAUAUGGGGUCAGCUUCGUCAAUAAUGGCAACUCCGAGACCCGCUGGCGAUUUCCCAUAGCAUUUCAAAUCCUUCCUCUUUUGUUCCUUCUUUUCGUUUGCUGGGCGUUUCCAGAGUCUCCUCGCUGGCUUGUUAAAGCUGGGCGCAACCAGGAGGCUUUGUAUAUUUUGGAACGUCUCCGUGGCACAGAGGGCGAGGAUUCAGGAGUUGCUGAGGCGGAGUACAACGACAUUCGCAAUGUCAUUGAGCUUGAGAAGAGCUCCGAGGGUACAUCCUAUAUCCACAUGUUAUUUGGCCUUAAGUCUGGCAAGCUACAUACUGGCCGCCGAGUUCAGCUGGUCAUCUGGCUGCAAAUCAUCCAGUGCUGGACCGGCAUUGCAGGGGUAACUAUGUAUGGACCAACUAUCUUCCACAUCGCCGGCUUCGGACCUAGCAAGACGCAGUGGGUUGCUGGACUCAACAACAUCUUCUACAUGUUCUCUACUUUGAUCUGCGUCGUCACGAUCGAUAGAAUUGGUCGACGGCGGACUCUGUACUGGGGCUCAGUCGGACAAGCCAUCUCUAUGGCUCUUGUUGGUGGGCUUUCUCGAGGAGGACUCAAUUCUCGGGCAGAUGGUAAUACUGGUGUUGCCAACCAGUGGGGAGCUGCGGCAGCGUCGAUGGUGUAUCUAUAUACCUUCAUCUUCGGUGCUACCUGGCUUACUGUUCCUUGGCUCUACCCAGCUGAGAUCUUCCCCAUCCAUAUUCGUGCAAAGGGAAACUCUUGGGGCGUUGUCGGAUGGAGCAUUGGGAAUGGCACUCUUACUCUCGUUCUACCAUACAUCGUUAGUGCGAUCAACGAAAAAAUGAUGUAUAUUUUUGCUGCCGUCAACGUCAUCAGCAUUCCGAUUGGUAAGACACCAUAUAAUCCGUCCUUGUUGGCAGAGAAACCUGACCAAGUAAACCAUCAGUAUAUGCUUUGUACCCCGAAUCCAACCAGAGAACUCUUGAGGAGAUGGAUCUGUUGUUUGCGGCUCCUACACCUUGGGCAUGGGAUGCUGAGAGGACAUUCGCAGCCAUGA
Molecule: messenger RNA, 1611 nt
Organism: Fusarium mangiferae
Lineage: Eukaryota; Fungi; Ascomycota; Sordariomycetes; Hypocreales; Nectriaceae
Exons: 4
Coding region: 1-1611 (536 amino acids)
Biological process (GO): carbohydrate transport; transmembrane transport
Cellular component (GO): membrane
Molecular function (GO): carbohydrate:proton symporter activity
Source: RefSeq, a predicted model, not a curated record